Messenger RNA from Saccoglossus kowalevskii, 877 nucleotides. RefSeq lists its product as uncharacterized. The record is from RefSeq and is a predicted model, not a curated record. Lineage: Eukaryota; Metazoa; Hemichordata; Enteropneusta; Harrimaniidae.
AUGGACUUAUCACAACCAACUGGUGACAGCGUAAACACUUUCAUCAACAAACACCAUUACUCAUUGUCCUAUUCCACAGUAGACGACGCAGUAGCACUCAUCAUGAAGCAUGGUCCUGGUUCACAAAUGGCCAAGAUCGACAUCAAGCAUGCAUUUCGAUUGUGCCCGGUUAGAAAAGAAGACUGGCAUCUCCUCUGUUACAAGUGGCAGGGCUUCUACUUCUUUGAUAGAGUCCUACCUUUUGGCCUACGAUCAGCACCAUACCUGUUCAACAGAAUCGCAACAGCCAUUGAAUGGAUAAUACAACGCCGAGCCAAUACCAAAGACCUGCUACACUACCUUGAUGACUUCUUCGCGGUAGGCCCACCUAACACUGGUAAGUGUCGGCACAUAAAAGACAUCAUGCUCAACACAUGCAACCAUCUGGGCGUACCCAUCGCAGAAGAAAAAAUCGAGGGCCCCGCCACAACACUGACAUUUCUUGGCAUCGAACUUGACAGCAACGCCAUGGUCAUGAGGCUACCAAGCGAAAAAAUGACCGAUCUCACCACAACGCUACCGAAGUGGCUCAACCGACAGUCAUGUACCAAGCGUCAACUCCUCUCCCUCAUCGGCACCCUGAGCUUUGCAUGCAAAUGUAUUCCAGCCGGCCGCAUUUUUCUCAGACGCAUGAUUGACUUAUCCACAACAACACCACAUCUCACUCAAAUCAUCAACCUGUCAGACGAAUUCAGGCUGGACGUUACAUGGUGGUGCAACUUCCUCCCAUCCUGGAACGGCACUGCAUCAUUCCUCCAACCCACAUGGACGGCUGCACCCGACAUGCAUUUGUAUACUGACGCAUCAGCAACGAUAGGCUGUGGAGCUUUCUUCAAUA